This is a messenger RNA of Aureobasidium namibiae CBS 147.97, 867 nucleotides long. Its product is annotated as NAD(P)-binding protein. The coding region runs from base 1 to 867 and encodes 288 amino acids. Lineage: Eukaryota; Fungi; Ascomycota; Dothideomycetes; Dothideales; Saccotheciaceae. The transcript has 4 exons. The record is from RefSeq and is a predicted model, not a curated record. Gene Ontology annotation, molecular function: oxidoreductase activity.
AUGUCAAACAGUAACUUUCAACUCAGCAACGUCUUUGACGUCAAGGGCAAGGUCGCCCUGGUCACUGGUGGUGGCUCCGGAAUUGGUCUGAUGGCCACUCAAGCUCUCGCUGUUAACGGUGCUAAGGUCUACAUCGUUGGCCGUACCGAGGAGAAGCUCAAGACCGUUCAACAGACUUACGGAAAGGAAAUCCCUGGCGAGAUCAUCCCCAUUGUUGGCGACGUCACCAAGAAGAGUGAGAUUGAGAAGCUCGUCAAGGAGAUCGAGAACAGGGAGGGCUUCCUUGAUAUCCUCAUCAACAACGCCGGCAUCGACGCUGGCAAGCUCACUCCCGACGGCAAGAACGCCGAGGAGAUGAAGAAGAACCUCUUCGACGAGGACACCUUCGAGGACUGGAGCAACCUCUACACUACAAACGUUAUUGCACCUUUCUUCCUCAGCACUGCCUUCUUGCCUCUUCUCCAAAAGGCUACUGAGCGUACGCAUGGCUGGUCCAGUACCAUCAUCAACAUCUCUUCUAUCUCUGGUCUUGUUCGCAUCUCUCAAGGUCACUUCAACUACAAUGCUUCCAAGGGAGCUGUUGUUCACCUGAACAAGAUGCUCUCCUCCGAGGUCCAGAGCUCCGGCCUCAAGAUCCGUAUCAACGCCAUCGCUCCUGGUGUCUUCCCCUCCGAGAUGACUACUGGUGAGAGCAAAGACGACCAGAAGAGCGAGCUUCCCAAGGAGCACAAGGGAGACUUGCCUUCGCAGAGACCUGGCAGAGAGGAAGACAUGGCAGCGGCUAUCCUCUUUGCUGCAGCUAAUCAGUACUUGAACGGACAGAAUAUCCCUGUGGACGGUGGAUACUUGAUUCAAACUGGUACCUAA